GGGCGGGAGUUGACUUAGUUAUUAGUAGGUAGAAUCUAUGUCAAGGACCGAAUUGAGCAUGACACUUAGUAAUGGGGGACAAAUGAUGGUACUGCCAGGGUGGAUACUCCUUAACUGCGGUCAAUAGGGUCUGCCAGGGCACAUUUUACGACUAAUCCUAUGACGCAGCAUCUUGACUGGCGACUGUUUUGGCCAAUAAACACUGUUCAAGGGCGGGGCAAUACGUGCCUCUCCCUCCCCAUACGGCCGUUCAAUCCUUUCCUUCCGAAUGCGAUGUGACUGGUGGGCAGGAUCACCAAUGGAGUCUCGAAGACCUUGACGGAUGACCAAUGGGCGCGAGCAGGGGGGCGGGCUUUUCGGACCAUCGGGGUUUGUGUAUGUGUUUAGUGGGGGAAGACCUGGGUUGAGGGGGCAACAGUUGAGGGGCCAUGGCAGCGGCCAGGAAGGAGGACGGGGGCUCCGAAGGGCCAAACCGCGACCGGGGAGGGGCAGGUGCGGCCUUCGAGUGUAACAUCUGUCUGGAGACAGCGCGGGAGGCGGUGGUCAGUAUGUGCGGCCACCUGUACUGCUGGCCUUGUCUCCACCAGUGGCUGGAGACUCGGCCUGAAAGACAAGAGUGCCCUGUGUGUAAGGCUGGAAUAAGCCGGGAGAAGGUUGUCCCACUCUAUGGGAGAGGAAGCCAGAAACAGCAGGACCCUCGAUUGAAAACACCGCCGCGUCCACAGGGCCAGAGGCCUGCCCCAGAAAGCAGAGGGCAGGGAUUCCAGACAUACGGAGAUGCUGGAGGCUUCCACCUUUCUUUUGGAGUUGGCGCCUUUCCCUUUGGCUUCUUCACAACUGUCUUCAACGCCCAUGAGCCUUUCUACCGGGGCCCAGGUGUGGACCUGGGACCUGGACGUCCAGGCUCUGGCUGGCAGGACUCCCUCUUCCUGCUCCUCGCCAUCUUCUUCUUUUUUUGGCUGCUCAGUGUCUGAGCUGCCCACUCUUAGGGCCCUCCCCCAACAAGAGGGAGAAUCAGUAUUGGGGGACCCCAAAACCUUUUCUUCUAGGUCUCUGCUUUCUGCUGGCUGAGGUCAGACACAGCCUCCUCCAACCUAUCCCUCAAAGUGAGGGAGAGGGAACCAGCUGAGAACUGAGUGGGAAAGCCAGAGAUCCUUUUCCUCUCUAGUUGCUAAGCUCAGAUGCGACUUCACUCCCAGCUUGGAGGGAAGGUGGUGAGGAGAUGGGCUAAGGGGACUGUCUACUUUCUCUCUACUUCCCAAGUUCUGCUAUUUGGGUUGAAGAGGAAGUGCUCUUUAAUUCUCCCCAUUUUUGAUUUAAUUUAAUUUUCCCCUCUAUGCCUAGGAUGGGUUCUGUCUCCCUACCCUCAUCCCCACCCUCACUCCAUAAUUUGUAAGGAAUUCAAUAAAAAAAUUGAAAAUA
This is a messenger RNA of Dromiciops gliroides (monito del monte), 1422 nucleotides long. RefSeq names its product ring finger protein 5 (gene RNF5). Gene Ontology annotation, cellular component: endoplasmic reticulum. The record is from RefSeq and is a predicted model, not a curated record. Gene Ontology annotation, biological process: ubiquitin-dependent protein catabolic process. Bases 429 to 974 code for a protein of 181 amino acids. Gene Ontology annotation, molecular function: ubiquitin-like protein conjugating enzyme binding; ubiquitin protein ligase activity. NCBI's taxonomy places the organism in Eukaryota, Metazoa, Chordata, Mammalia, Microbiotheria, Microbiotheriidae. The transcript has 6 exons.